Psylliodes chrysocephalus is the source of this 2052-nucleotide messenger RNA. NCBI's taxonomy places the organism in Eukaryota, Metazoa, Arthropoda, Insecta, Coleoptera, Chrysomelidae. The record is from the annotation of a GenBank genome assembly.
UUUAGGGUUGAUAUGAUUCAUUUUCACAUAUGGUAGGCGAAAAAUACAGUAGAAUAACUGUCAUCAGUUGCUUUGGAUACACGCUAGUACACUGCAAACUUUGACAUGUUUUUUGUUGAGUUGGUGUCUUCAGUUUUUUCCCUAAGAGUGUCUUAAAGUUUCGCAAAAUAUUUAAAGUAGUGCUUCAUUUUGAAAGUUUUAGGAUGUGUGACAUUUAUGCAAAUAACAAGUACCUGGAAAACAAAAUGUAUAGUUUAAAUUGUUUGUAUAAAGAAAACAUGAUAGCUGCUUUUAAAUAAAUAUCGUGUCAAAUCAUCAGUGCAUGAUUGCAUGAAAAUAUAUACGACUAUUUAUAUCUGGAUAAAAUAAUCACUACAUCAUGAAAAAGACACAAAGUGCUAAUUCGAUAUUUCAAGAUUUACUACAAGAAAUUCAACAAAAGAACGAAGUUAAACUCAUCUCGGAUACAUUUUCUAAACUAAAAUCAAAUUGCGAACGUGUUACUUUUGUUCACGAACUUUUAGAAAAAAAUAAACUAUUGCCUAAAUUGAUUUUUGAUAAAAAAUGUGACGAAGCAGCUGUUCGAUUAAGAGAAGAAGGAAAUCUAAAAUUUAAAAAGAAAAGACUGAAAGAAGCUGUGGAUUUUUAUACUGAAAGUAUGGGAUAUUCUUGUAGUUUUGAAAAUUAUUCUAAGGCUUUAGCAAAUAGGUCAGCUGCGUUAUUCGAGUUGGAAUUAUAUGAAGAAUGUUUAAAUGACAUUAACAAAGCUCUUGAACACCAUUAUCCAGAUGAUUUAAAAUCAAAAUUACUAAGACGUAAAGAAAAGGUAUUGCAAUAUAAAUCCUCAGAUGAUGAAAAUAAAUAUUUUAAUCCAAUUCCAGAUAUUUUAGACGAUUUAAAGUCAAAUUAUAUACAAUGUGCAUCAAAUUCAGUAGAAAUAAAGUAUUCAGAGUCACAAGGAAGACAUAUUGUUGCCACCAAAAAUAUUAAUAUUGGAGAGAUUUUAGCUGUAGAGACACCUUUUAGCCAAAUAUUAGUUUCUGAAUACUUCAAUCAUUGCCAUAACUGUUUAAAACUUUGUUAUAACUUAUUGCCUUGUGAACACUGUACUAGAUCUUUUUAUUGCAAUGAAAAUUGUAGAAAAAAUGCUCUUAAAUACCACAAAUACGAAUGUAACAUACUUAAAACAUUGUUAAGUUUAAAAUUAGAUAAAAUGAAGUUAUUACCUCUCAAAAUAUCCCUUUCAGUAAAAAACUUGUACCCAACAAUAUCUCAAAUUACGCAGCUAGAUCCGAAUGAAAUUUACAAAUCUGAUGAAUACAAAGAAAUACACAACUUAAUAGGUAAUACUGACACCAGAACAGUAGCAGACCUCUUCGAGCGAUCUACAACUGCAGCAGUAAUUUUUUCACUAAUCAAGAAUAAUGCAGAUUUCUUUUCCUCUGACGAAGACGAAACUAUUUUUAAAGAGCUACUAUUAUUACAUUUUCAAACAGCUUCUUGCAACUUUCAUGAAAUUUCAGAGUUAUCAAAAAACGAAGGCGGAUAUUAUGAGACUGAAGAAAUAGGCGCAGGAGCAUUUUCAUUUUUGAGUUUAUUUAAUCACAGUUGUAAUCCGAAUGUCGUUAGACAUUGUCAUGGGGAUGCUGUUGUUGUUAGAGCUAUUCGAAGUAUUGAGAAAGGAGAACAGUGCUAUGACAAUUAUGGAUACCAUUUUGCUGUUAUGCCAAAACUACAUCGGAUACAGAAUUUAAAAAAGCAAUACUUUUUUGACUGCAAUUGCAACGUGUGUGAAAACAACUGGCCACUACUUUCUGAUUUACCGUUUACAGAUGUUGAGACAGGUGUCACGGCCGAAGAUAUUACUAGUUUAAGAAAAGGAAAUAAAAAAAUUGCUGAAGAUGUUUUGGUCAAGCUGUUACCCAAAAUGCAGAAGUUGGAGAAAGUUCAGCCCAAUAAAUUGUUUUUCGAAAUGCAGGAGGUUUUGAAGCAGUGUUAUGCCUUGCUAGGAAAUGUUAGGAGAUAUUGAAUAAUAAAGUUUAAUUAUUUUUA